AUGCCGCUCACCGUGGAGCUCCUUAAGGCGAUGGAUGACAAGACGUCUGGCGGUGUGAUCGAGCUCCUGAAGGGCGACCCGGUCUUCACUGAACUUGCCAAGAAGGAGCUCGACGACAUCAUAGCCCGCGACGACGAGGACGCCGCGAAGCUGGCGGCGGGCGUGCAGCAGGCAAUAGAGAAGGGCGUGCUGCCCAAAGACAAGGAGCCCCCCACGUACGUGAACGUGGACGUGCUCGGCAAGACCGCAGACCAGGUGGCCGACGAGAUCUUGGCGAAGCUCCCCAAGGAGGGUGGCUGCGUCAUGAUUCUAGUCGGCCUGAGCGGCACCGGAAAGGGCACUACGGUGGACAAGAUCAAAGCGAAAGUUUCGAACGCGUCCACGUGGUCCAAUGGAAAUUGUUUCCGCGCGCUCACGCUUCUUGCGGCGACGUACUGCGAACAGCAGGGCAAGGAGUUUGAUCCAGCCGUCCUCACGCCAGAGAACCUGGCCUCUUGGUCCGCCAUGCUCGAAUUCGACAAGUUUGAUGGCAAGUUCGACAUCCGCAUCAAUGGCCUCGGCAUAGACCAGAAGGUCUCGGACAUAGCGAACACCCUGCUGAAGGAGCCCAAGGUUGGCAAGAACAUACCAACCGUGGCGAAGGAGACGCAGGGCGAGGUGGUGAAGUUCGCCGGCGACGCCUGCAAGAAGAUGGGUGACGACGGCACAGUCGUGCUGGUGGAGGGCCGGGAGCAGACGUUGAACUUCAUCGAGUCCCCCUACCGGUUCUGCCUCACGAUGUCCGACACCUCAGUGAUCGGCGAGCGCCGGGCCGCCCAACGCAUCGCCGCGCUCGCGGCGAAGACCGUGGCGGAGGGCGACGACGUGACCGCUGCGGUCCGGAAGGCCCUCGCGGAGAUCGCGGCGUAA
This is a messenger RNA of Prorocentrum cordatum, 909 nucleotides long. Lineage: Eukaryota; Dinophyceae; Prorocentrales; Prorocentraceae. The record is from the annotation of a GenBank genome assembly.